AUGGAGAAAAUCGUAUUUAAGUAUGAGUCCGAGGAGUUGCAUACACCUAUAUCAUCCAAUGAUGAAGGUAGCAGCAGGAGAUUUCCUGAGUUUAAUGAUAACUAUGCUCACUGUGAGGGGAGAUUUGAGUUAGGAACCAGAUUUGCUACUGUUGAAAGGUUUAAAGAGAUGGUAAAGGAUUCCUUCAUUGCUGAGAGGAGGGAGCUGAAGUGGAUAAAGAACGACAAGGAGAGGGUCAGAGUGGGUUGCAAAGAUGAGGAGUGUCCAUUCCUGGUUCAUUUGUCCUACAACAAAACAUUACAGUGUUAUCAAGUAAAGACGUAUGUGCAAGAACAUACUUGUGCAAGAGAUUUAGGGAGUAAUGCAGCUGAUCAGCAUUGGCUUAGCAAGAAGAUUGAAAAGAGGAUGGCAACCCAACCCCACAUGAACACCAAGGAGGCAACUGAAUUCCUAAGGGAGGAAUUUUUAUUGUGUCCCCACCCUAAGAUGGUCUACAGAGCAGUAGUGGAGGCUGGGGAGAAGAUCAUGGGCAAUGAGAGGGACCAAUACGAAAGGAGCAGGGACUACUGUGAGCAGAUUCUGAAGAGCAAUCCAGGUUCGACGGCCAGGUUGGAGCUCAUGCCAAUUCCAGAAUCACCUCCUAUAUUCGAUAAAUUAAACAUAUGCUUGGAUGCUUGUAAGAAAGGGUUCAAGGAUGGGUGUAGGCCUUUGUUGCACCUAGAUGGUUGUUUUUUGAAAACCUACUACAUAGUUUGGCUUCUAGCAGCAGUUGCGCAGGAUGCCAACAAUCAGUUCUACGUUGUUGCAUAUGGAGUUGUCAGGGCUAAGACUAAGGAUGCCUGGAAAUGGUUCUUGACAAAUCUUUAG
This is a messenger RNA of Arachis duranensis, 867 nucleotides long. RefSeq lists its product as uncharacterized. The transcript has a single exon. The coding region runs from base 1 to 867 and encodes 288 amino acids. Lineage: Eukaryota; Viridiplantae; Streptophyta; Magnoliopsida; Fabales; Fabaceae. The record is from RefSeq and is a predicted model, not a curated record.